Molecule: messenger RNA, 7001 nt
Organism: Neoarius graeffei (lesser salmon catfish)
Lineage: Eukaryota; Metazoa; Chordata; Actinopteri; Siluriformes; Ariidae
Product: girdin-like
Biological process (GO): cytoplasmic microtubule organization; cytoskeleton-dependent intracellular transport
Cellular component (GO): centrosome; cytoplasm
Molecular function (GO): dynein light intermediate chain binding; microtubule binding
Source: RefSeq, a predicted model, not a curated record
CUGCAGUGUGCGCGCGCUCGGUGCUGGUCCUUUGAGGAGCGCCGUCAUGGAAACGCGGGCCGGAAACGCGCUCUGCCCAAAGCCACAUUCCUGGGACACUCAUUAAAGCAGGGUUUCAUCAGAGAGACGCGCCGGUGGGAAUCAGGGGCGACCUGGACACAUACAAUCACACCCUGGGAGCAUUCCUGUGGCUUUAACCUGCUGGAGGGUUUCUAUAUAAUAUACGAUAGUUCCUUACUGUGGGUGGAUCUGUUUCUUUCUGUGGGUUUUUGCCCCUCGGCUGGCCGUCAGAGGCUUUGUUUAUUCUUUAAUAGCGGCUGGAGCAGCCCUGCGGAUCGGAUUUAACACUAAUACAACAUUUACACAAAGGAUAAACAAAGGGGAGACCGAGAUAUGCACAGCAUUUCUGAUUCCUUCCUCCAUUUCUCCCAGUAUGACUGAAGGCAGGAGGAUUUCCAGCUCCGUUUUGAGAUUAUUUAUAGGAAAUCAUUCCUUCUGCAUCAACAUGAGUCCUGCUCGAUUCAGAUAAACUCUUUUGGAGGUCGUGGAAAUCCGUUUCAAAUCUGACAUCGUUGAGAGAGCUAGGUUUAUCUCGGGGUUGGUUUUUGUUUAUUUAAUUUAUUUUUCCUCCAGUGGAGAAGAUGGACAGUGAGGUGUUCACUCCUCAGCUCGAGCAGUUUCUGCUCACUCCUCUGGUGGCCUGGGUGAAAACUGUGGUCCAGCCGAGCCCAAGCGACCAAAGCAAUCUUUCUCUGUACAUGGACUUAGUGGAUGGUUCCUACCUGAACGAGGUCAUGCUGAGGAUAAAUCCAAAAGCUUCCAGUCAGAGAGUGAAUAAGAAAGUGAAUAAUGAUGCAGUAUUACGAGUACAGAAUCUGUCCAUCCUCAUACGCCACAUCAAAACAUACUAUCAGGAGACCCUGCAACAACUGGUGAUGAUGCCUCUGCCCAAUGUGCUGGUGCUUGGCAGAACCCCACUCACUGAACAAGGCCUUGCUGAGGUGAAGAAGCUGCUCUUGCUGUUGCUCGGGUGUGCUGUUCAGUGCGAGGAAAAGGAGGAGUACAUAGAGAGAAUCCAGACGCUGGAUUUUGACAUGAAGGCAGCCAUCGCUUCUCAUAUUCAGGAGGUCACCCACAAUCAGGAGAACGUUCUGGACCUGCAGUGGAUGGAGGGGGGAGAAUCUCCACCUGAAGACCUGGACUCACUCUCCAGAAACCUGGCCUUUCAUCUUAGACGUCUGGUGGACGAGAGAGACGAGCAGCUGGAGACGAUCGUCGAGCUGACCCAGGAGAGAGACUGCGGUCAGGGUCCACCUCCUCCGCCUUGUGCCCAGUCUCCCAGCGAGUCGCCCAGCAUGCGGCGCACCGAGAGCAGGCAGCACCUCAGCGUCGAGCUGGCAGACGCCAAGGCCAAGAUCCGACGCCUCCGCCAGGAGCUAGAAGAGAAAAGUGAGCAGUUGCUGGACUGCAGACAGGAGCUGGGGAACCUGGAGAAAGAGCUGAAGAGGAUUCAGCAGGAGAACCUCCAGUUGCUGUCUGACGCGCGCUCUGCAAGAGCCUACCGUGAUGAGCUGGACGCUCUUCGAGAGAAGGCCAUCCGAGUGGACAAGCUGGAGAGCGAAGUGGGCCGUUAUAAAGAGAAGCUCCAUGACAUCGAGUUUUACAAAGCCAGAGUCGAGGAGCUUAAAGAGGACAAUCAGAUCCUUCUGGAGACGAAGAGCAUGUUGGAGGACCAGCUGGAAGGCUCCAGGGCUCGUUCAGACAAACUGCACGAGCUUGAGAAGGAGAAUCUGCAGUUCAAAGCCAAAAUCCACGACAUGGAGAUGGAGCGAGAUAUGGAUAGGAAGCGUAUUGAGGAGCUGCUAGAGGAGAACCUGACGCUGGAGAUGGCUCAAAAACAGAGCAUGGACGAGUCUCUGCACCUUGGAUGGGAGCUGGAGCAACUUUCCAAAACCACACCAGAGGUCACUGAGGUUCCUCAGAAGUCUCUGGGCCAUGAGGUCAAUGAGCUGACCUCCAGCCGCCUCCUGAAGUGGAGAUGGAGAAAGCCGCCUCCUGAGCUGGAGAUGGAGAACCAGGCGCUGCUGAAGACCGUGGAGCAGCUGAAGGACCGCAGCGAGGCCGGCACACGCCUCCUCAAGGCUGAGAAAGAGAACCUGAGACUCAGCCAGAAGCUGGAGCAGCUGGAGAACGAAGCGCAGUCGGACAGGGAGAGUCUGCGCAGUGCCGAGAGCCUGAGCUCAGACCUGAUGAAGGAGAAAGCACAGCUACAGAAAACCCUGGAGACUCUGAGGGAGAACUCAGAGAGACAGGUGAAGGGGCUGGAGCAGGAGAACGAGCACUUGAACCAGACCAUCACAUCCCUCAGGCAGCGCUCUCAGGUUGGCGCAGAAGCCAGAGUCAAAGACAUCGAGAAGGAGAACCGCGUCCUCCACGAGUCCAUCAAAGAGACCAGUGGCAAGCUCAACAAGCUCGAGUUUGAGCGCAAGCAGCUCCGCAAAGACCUGGAGUACUACAAGGAGAAAGGAGAGAAGGCAGAGGAGCUUGAGACUGAGGUCCAGCGCUUGGAGUGUGAGAACGAAGGUCUGCAGAAACGUGUCGCGAGUCUCGGGAUCACCUGCGAGAAGGUGGAUGCCUUGGAAAAGGAGAACGCUGAGCUGGAAGCAGAGAGCAGAAGGUUGAAGAAGAAGAUUGAUGGAUUGAGGAACGCGGCCCUGCAGCUGGAAGCAUUGGAGAAGGAGAACGCCCAGCUGGAUGUGGAGAACCUGGAACUGCGACGUACAGCCGAGAGUCUGAGGUCCGCAGGAGCCAAAGCUGCUCGUCUGGAGCAAGAGAACAGAGAGCUGGAGAGCGAAAAGAAUCAGAUGCAGAGAAACCUGGAGUUGCUGAAAGCUUCAUCCAAGAAAACCGAACGCCUGGAGCUCAGCUACCAAGGUUUAGAUUCAGAGAACCAGCGGCUCCAGAAGGCCCUGGAGAACAGCGGACGUAAAAUCCAGCAGCUGGAAGGAGAGCUCCAGGACCUGGAGAGCGAGAACCAGAGCCUACAGAGGAGCCUGGAGGAGCUGAAGAUCUCCAGCAAGCGUCUGGAGCAACUGGAACAAGAGAACAAAGUGCUGGAGCAGGAGAGCUCGCAGUUGGAGAAAGACAAGAAGCAGCUGGAGAAGGAGAACAAGCGGCUGCGGCAGCAGGCUGAGAUCAGAGACUCCAAACUAGACGAUGACAGUCAGAGAAUCUCGCAGCUUGAGAAGGAAAACCGUGCUCUGAGCAAGGAAGUGAACUUCCUGAGCGAUUCCUGUAACCGUGUCAAAGAUCUCGAGAGGGACAACAAGGAGCUGGUGAAGCAGGCCACGAUCGACAAGAAGACACUGGUCACACUGAGAGAGGAGCUGGUGAGCGAGAAACUGAAGAGUCAGCAAAUAAACAACGAUCUGGAAAAACUGACUCACGAGCUGGAGAAGAUGGGCCUGAAUAAAGAAGGGCUGCUGCAUGACGAACAGAGCUCUGCUGCAAGAUUCAAGCUGCUGGAAUCGAAGCUGGAGUCGACACUGAAGUCCUCGCUGGAGAUUAAAGAGGAGAAGAUCGCCGCCCUGGAGGCCAGACUGCAGGAGUCCUCCAACCUUAACCAGCAGCUCCGACAGGAACUCAAAACAGUGAAGAAGAACUAUGAGGCUCUUCGUCAGAGGGAAGAGGAGGAGCGCAUGGUGCACAGCUCGCCCUGUCGAGGAGGGGAUGCCUCGCAGAGCAUCAGUAAGUGGGAGAAGGAGAGUCACGAGGCCACUCGAGAGCUGCUGAAGGUCAAAGAUCGACUCAUAGAGGUGGAGAGGAAUAAUGCCACUCUUCAGGCGGAGAAGCAGGCGCUGCGUACGCAGCUGAAGCAGCUGGAGACUCAGAGCAGUAACCUCCAGGCUCAGAUCCUCGCUCUGCAGAGACAAGCCGCCUCGCUGCAGGAGAACAACACCACACUGCAGACUCAGAACGCCAAACUCCAGGUGGAGAACUCGACACUGAACUCUCAGAGUGCAGCGCUCGUAGCCCAGAACGCUCAGCUUCAGAGUCAGCAGUGCAGCGCUGAGAGUGAGCGAGACAGCGCUGUGCGAGAGCGCGAGGAUCUCCGAUCCACCUACGAGCUGCUCCUGAGGGACCACGAGAAGCUCGCAGCUCUGCACGAGCGCCAGGCAGCCGAGUACGAGGCCCUGAUCGGCAAACACGGCGGUCUGAAGAGUGCACACAAGAGCCUGGAAGUGCAGCACCGAGACCUGGAGGACAGGUAUAACCAGCUGCUGAAGCAGAAAGCACAGCUGGAGGAGCUGGAGAAGGUUUUGAAGGCUGAGCAGGAGAAGAUGCUGUCGGAGAACCAGAGGCACCAGGCCACAGCGGCCGAGUAUCACAAACUGAAGGAAGAAAACGACAAGUUGAACACUACAUACCAACAGCUUCUGAAAGACAACGAGGGCCUGCAGGCCGACCACAAGAACCUGAAGAGCCAGCUGAAUGCUGCUAAACUGGAGCAGACACGCCUGGAGGCAGAGUUCUCCAAGCUGAAGGAGCAGUACCAACAGCUGGAUAUCACUUCCACCAAACUCACCAAUCAGUGCGAGUUGUUGAGCCAGCUGAAAGGGAAUCUGGAGGAGGAGAACCGGCACCUGCUGAACCAGAUCCAGACCCUGAUGCAGCAGAACCAAACCCUGCUGGACCAGACCAUGGAGAGCAAAGACCUCUUGCACUUUGGGCAGAGACAGUACAUAGACAAACUGAACGAGUUGAGGAGACAGAAGGAGAAGUUGGAGGAGAAGAUCAUGGAUCAGUACAAGUUCUACGAUCCCUCACCCCCCAGGAGAAGGGGGAACUGGAUUACGCUGAAGAUGAAGAAGCUGAUCAAGCCAAAGAGCCGCGAACGAAUGCGUUCCCUGACCCUUACGCCGUGCCGCUCCGAGUCGAGCGACGGCUUCCUGGCGGCUCCUCAGGACAGUCAGGACAGCUCGUCCAUGGGCUCCGGGUCACUCGACGACCCUCUGAGUCAAAAGAGGAGUGGCACACUGAAAAAGCUGCCCUUUAUGAGGAACAGGUCCAAGGACAAAGACAAAGAGAAGGCCGUCUACCGGCGCUCCAUGUCAAUGAACGAUCUGCUGCAGUCCAUGGCGCUGGCUGGUGCUGGUCAGUGGAGUGGCAGUACAGAUCACCUGGAGGCCCCUGAGGACCCGGUGUCUGCAGCUGGGAGCCAGAGAAUGAAGGAGCUUGCGUACUCCACCACAGCCAUCAACUACACCACCCUCAGCAACAAGCACAAGCUCAAGAACAAAGAUAAUGUCUCCUGUGAGGACGUCACUCCCACGUCUUCAGACGAGCAGAGUGCAAUUCGAAGCCAAGGUUUACCGUCCAAACGACAUCACAUGGGAUUACCUUUCACAGGUGCGGUGAACGGUAGCGUGAGCAGACCGCACAGCGAGAGCAGUGGAGAGUUCAGUCUCAGUCUGGAUGCUGAGGUUUGGUCGAGCGAGAGCAGCCCGGUCCAGAGAUCAUCUCAACACAGCCAGAGGAGGAGGAGCAGCUCUCACGCCAACGAGUCGGGCAGCCAGGACAAUCUGAGCGCUGAGUCUCCACGUGUCUCCAGAGUGUCUGAGCCUGUGCAGAAGGAGCGUACCAAGGGACGGGGCAUCCUGCGGUCUGCCAGUGGGAAGGCCACGCCCACAGAGCCCCGAGCAGGCCGACCGAGUCUGCGUAAGGCCGAGAGCACUCGGGUGAAAGGCCCUAGUCAGCCCAGAUUAGGCCUGAGUGCUCAGGCAAAAGCAACGUCUGUGUGCGAGCGUCUGGACACCUCGUCCUCUUCCGCAGGUCUUCCUCGUGCCAGUAGUGUCAUCUCCACUGCCGAGGGCAGCACACGCCGCUCCAGCAUCCACGACAUGCUGGCCAAGGACGCCCGUGAGCCCGUCUCUGUGGAUCCGUCGUUCUCGAAGAGUCAGGCCGCAUCCAGUGAGUACCCAAAACCCCUGCCCAAAUCAGCCAGCGUGCCCUGCACCGGCCGUGUCCCAAACCCAGACAACUCAGAGCUGUCCACUCUGCAGGAGUUCUUAGGCCCUUCCUUCACUGUAGAUUCAGCCUUCCUGGACUCCAUCUUUAGCGAGCCAGCGUUUUCCAGCAGCACCAGGAACCAGGCCUUCCUCUCACUCAAUACAUCGCUCGUUAGUAACAUCAGCGGCCCGCCCCUCAAACCCAAACCCAAUCACAAUCAGCCGAGCGACAGCAAGGUAGAUGGGCGGGGCCUUGAUGAUAAUAAUCCCGACCAAUCAACUCCCUUGAGUUCAGAGGACAGCCAAUCGCUGUGGUACGAAUACGGCUGUGUGUAACGUGUGGGACCAUGUGACCUCAUUUCCUGUCUGGUGAUGGUCAAGCACCUGCAUGAACGCUUCCUUAUCCAUUUAUUUGGCUUUUUUUUUGUGUGUGUUUUGUUGCUGGCUCAUCACUGCACCCUCGCUCUUGCCCUCACCCUCGUUCUGUCUUUGGUUCUGAUGAUGUACAAUCCUUCUGUUGGACUUGUUGAGUGUCUGCAUGCGUAUUAUGUCUUUUAUUACGUGUUCCUUUGUUCAGAUGUACAAUAAUCAGACUGCCAUGAUUAUUAUAGAAGGAUCACAAAAUGGAAACCUUUUUUAUAUAUCAUUUCAUCUUUCUGCUAAUUUAUAUUGUAAGCUCUGCCUACAUUUGCUUGUUCACAAAAUCCAAAAAAAAAAAAAAAACCCAAAACCUGAGGCCUGAUCUACUUUUAAUAUUUAAAUAAAGCAAUUAGGCUUUUGGAGCACGUCCCAUGAUGCUCUUGUCUUAUCGAGAUUAUUUAAAGCACUAACACAUGUUCACGUACUGAUUAAUUUCUUCUCACCUGUGAGAUUUCCUGGCUGUAUUUUGAGGGUGUGGUUAUUAUUAUUAUUUUUUAUUUAUUUAUUUUUUGGAGGAGGAGGUGGGGGCUUGGUAUCUGGGACGGUGUUACAUAAAUGGGUCUCACGCAGUCA